GAAGCAAUGUCGUCAAAUUUUGGGUUGGUCCCUAUCAUGGCUGUGGUGGCAAUACAACUCUUCCUUAUACCUAGCGUUUUGUCACUUAACCUUACAAAUGCAUAUUUGCACCACAAAUGUAAUAACACCCAAGGAAAAUAUAGCAAGGGGAGUGCAUUUGAGAAAAAUAUCAACUUAGCCAUCCGUAGCAGCGAUUCAAACAAUUUUCUCAAUGGUUUCGGCUACAUCGAGAAAGGUGAGGAUCCUAAUAAAGUCUUCCUCAUGUACCAAUGCCGCGGGGACUCUUACGGAUCCAAGUGUCGCUCCUGCGUAGACGCUGGUGUCUCUGAGCUUCGUAGGAGAUGUCCAAGAAAUAAGGGGGCAAUAAUAUGGUAUGACCAAUGUCUUGUUGAGAUAACUACCAUCAACUCCUUUAACAAGAUUGAUUAUGAGAACGAUUUCUAUUUGUCCAACCCGAACAACGUGAGCGAUAAGGAGUUGUUCAACAAGGAGAUGUCAGCUCUCUUGGUGGAGCUAACAGAUAAAGCCACCGAUAAAAAUAACAUGAAAAACAAUAAGUUUGUGCUUUACGCGGCAGGGGAUAAGAGAAUUGGAACGAAGACGGUGUAUGCAAUGGUGCAGUGCACGAAAGACUUAGUGACUACAUCUUGCGCUGCGUGUUUCGAAUGGAUUUUCAAGAUGUUUUCAGAGUGCUGUGAUGGUAAGCGAGGAGGGAGAGUUUUGGGUACGAGUUGUAACUUUAGGUAUGAGUUAUACCCUUUUCUUAGAAAUUAA
Capsella rubella is the source of this 774-nucleotide messenger RNA. RefSeq names its product putative cysteine-rich repeat secretory protein 27. Bases 7 to 774 code for a protein of 255 amino acids. The transcript is spliced from 2 exons. Lineage: Eukaryota; Viridiplantae; Streptophyta; Magnoliopsida; Brassicales; Brassicaceae. The record is from RefSeq and is a predicted model, not a curated record.